Molecule: messenger RNA, 1077 nt
Organism: Eruca vesicaria subsp. sativa (arugula)
Lineage: Eukaryota; Viridiplantae; Streptophyta; Magnoliopsida; Brassicales; Brassicaceae
Source: the annotation of a GenBank genome assembly
AUGAAGGAAGAACAAUGGGCACCAGUGAUAGUAAUGCUAAUGUCAAGUGUUGCAAUGGGAUCAGUGAACGCUCUCGUUAAGAAAGCACUUGAUGUUGGUGUUAAUCAUAUGAUCUUUGCUGCCUAUAGAAUGGCUAUUUCUGCUUUAAUAUUGGUUCCGUUUUCUUAUAUCUGGGAGAGGAAAACAAGACCAAGGAUAACGUUCAUGCUCUUGUGCGAACAUUUCAUCAGCGGAUUACUUGGGGCUAGUUUGAUGCAGUUUUUCUUUUUGCUUGGACUAUCGUACACCUUACCCACAGUUGCGAUGGCUCUAAGUAGCAUGUUACCCGCUAUUACCUUUGCCUUAGCCCUUGUUUUCAGAAUAGAGAUUGCACAAAACCUGAAGAGCAAACCAGGUGUGCUGAAGUUAAUCGGAGCCCUAACUAGCAUACUUGGAGCAAUGUUCUUAACAUUCUACAAAGGUCCACAAGUAUCAAACUCUCAUACUCAUCCAGAGGCUAUUCAGAAAAACACAUUACAUAACAAUGGACACGACCAAGCAAAUAAAUGGCUUCUUGGCUGUCUUUACUUGUUCACUGGAACAGUGUUAUUGUCACUAUGGAUGUUGUAUCAAGGAAAAUUAAGCGUUAAGUAUCCGUGCACUAAGUACUCAAGUACUUGUCUCAUGUCGGUCUUCGCAGCAUUUCAAUGUGCCAUUUUGAGUCUUUAUAAGAGUAGAGAAGUCGAAGAUUGGAUCAUCGAAGACAAAUUCGUCAUCUUCGUUAUCCUUUACGCUGGAAUAGUGGGACAAGCGAUGUCGACAGUGGUAACGUCAUGGUCGAUAAAAUUGACAGGAGCAGUCUUCGUGUCAACAUUUAGCCCCGUUAGCCUCGUCUCUGCUACUUUAUUCGAUUUUGUCAUCUUACAGUCUUCUUUAUACCUCGGCAGCAUAAUUGGAUCAGUAGUGACUAUAACGGGCCUCAACGUGUUUCUUUGGGGGAAAAGAAGUGAGAAUUUAACCACUUCCAAGUCUUGUCAAAUGAUCGAAAACGAAGACAAUAUAGUAAUAAAUGAUAACAAUACUAAAUUGCCCGUAUAA